CUUUUCACGUGGUGCGGGUCGGAAGUGACGCGCGCGGCCCGGGAGCUGCGGACGCGAAGGCCGUCGGAGCGGGAGUCGCCGACGCCGCGGGGUCUCCGGGACAGGAGCCCCUGGUGCUGUGUGCAGAGUCGGUGGGGGAAGUUUGCCGGGUCCCUGGCCCCACCUAGCCAGUGGCAUGUCAGCCACACUGGAUCUGAAGUCGAAGGAGGAGAAGGAUGCUGAGUUGGACAAGAGGAUCGAAGCUCUUCGUCGAAAGAAUGAGGCGCUCAUCCGGCGCUACCAGGAGAUUGAGGAGGACCGUAAGAAAGCUGAACUCGAGGGGGUGGCGGUGACAGCGCCCCGCAAGGGCCGCUCUGUGGAGAAGGAGAACGUGGCCGUCGAGGUGGAGAAGAACCUGGGGCCCUCUCGGAGGUCUCCUGGGACCCUGCGGCCCCCGGGGGCCAGCAAGGGAGGCCGGCCUGCCUCCCAGCAGGGAGGCCGGGCAGGCGUGGGCCGGGUGGCCCGGAGCUGGGAGGACGGUUCUGGGGAGCAGCCUCGAGGAGGAGCUGGCGGCCGCGGCCGGAGGGGCCGGGGCCGGGGAUCUCCUCGCCUCCUUGGGGCUGGAGAUGUCUCACCUGCUGACCGCAAAUCUAAGGAGUGGGAGGAGCGGCGCCGGCAGAACAUCGAGAAGAUGAACGAGGAGAUGGAGAAGAUCGCUGAGUACGAGCGCAACCAGCGGGAGGGCGUGCUGGAGCCCAACCCAGUGCGGAACUUCCUGGACGACCCCCGGCGGCGCGGCGGGCCCCUGGAGGAGCCUGAGCGGGACCGUCGGGAAGGCAGCCGCAGGCAUGGGCGCAACUGGGGGGGCCCUGACUUCGAGCGGGUGCGCUGCGGCCUGGAGCAGGAGCGGCAGGGCCGCCGGGCUGGCCUCGCUGGCUCGGGCGACAUGACGCUGUCCAUGACGGGCCGGGAGCGCUCCGAGUACCUGCGCUGGAAGCAGGAGCGGGAGAAGAUCGACCAGGAGCGGCUGCAGAGACACCGCAAGCCCACCGGCCAGUGGCGGCGGGAGUGGGACGCUGAGAAGACCGACGGGAUGUUCAAGGACGGCCCCGCCACUGCCCUCAACCCAUCAUCCCACCACUAUGAUGAUCAGGCCUGGGCGCGGCCCCCCAAGCCCCCCACCUUCAGGGAGUUCCUGUCCCAGCACAAAGCAGAGGUCAGCCGCAGGAAGAGGAAGAGUAACCGACCGCAGACCAAGGCAGCCCCUCGUCCCUACAGUGACCAUGAUGACCGCUGGGAGACGAAGGAGGCAGCCUCCCUGGCUCCUGAGGCCCCACAGCUCCCUCCGCCCGAGGAGACACCCUCACAGCCACCGGAGACCCCCGCUCCUCCUGCCCACCGGCCUCCCGAGGACGACGGGGAGGAGGAUGAUGGGGAGGAGGACGACGGGGAGGAUGAAGAAUGGGAAGAUGUGAGUGAGGAGGAGGAGGAGGUCGAGGAGGAGGAGGAGGAGGUCGAGGAGGAGGAGGAGGUCGAACCAGCCCAAGACCAUCCCCGCCAAGAGGCUGAGCCCACCGGAAGCCCCACCGGUGAGCAGGCUGACAAGGAGCCCUCCAGACCAGAGGAGCCCCUGCCACUCCCCCAGGCCCCUGCCACGCCUUCUACCCCCUUCUCGCCCCCUGGGGGCCACCAGCCCGUGUCUGACUGGGGUGAAGAGAUGGAGCUGAAUUCUUCCCGGAAUGCCCACCUGGCUGAUGCCCUCGCCCUCUCUCCGGGAGGUGACCAGCCAGCCCCUGCCUCCCUCGAGAGUGGGCCCCGCCUCCCAGGAACCCGGAACUCCGAAGAGGAAGGGUCUGAGGCAGCCUCAGAGGCGGGCACUGAGGGCCAGGAGACCGCGGAGAUCACCGACUUCCAGAGGGCCUCCCCGAAUUCCUGAAGACGCUGCUGGGAGGGGACUGAAGCUUCCCCGCCUUGACGGGGAGGGGGCGGCAGGAGGGGGUUAGUCUGGAUUUCCAGGCUGCGCUCUCUCCUCCCCGGAGACCGCCCUGGAUCCCAUGGCUUUAGGGAUGGGAGAAGUUGAGGGUGGUGGGGAGGCCUUGGGGAAGGGGCGUGACUGGGAUACGAGGCCGAGCUGGAGCUUCGGGGCUUUGAGUUUAGAUCUCUGGACGCGAAGUACGGAGGAGGUGCCUUGAGGGACGUGGUUAGGGUGUCUGGGCGGAGCCACGGUUCUGGCGGGUGGCGUUAGAACAUAGGCGGGCCUUAGAUGUGGGAGCGGGCCGUGACAGCCGGUUUAGAUGCGAGUGCCUAACGCAGGCGUAGAGGGCAACCCUUGGUGGAGGGCGUGAUCAGUACGGUGCUAGAACCAAGGGAGUAAGGCGGCGGAAAGGCGCGCAGCCUGGACUGGGGAGUGUUAAUCCGAGGAGAGGAGAGAGUGACCUCGAUUGCUAAAAUCGAGUGAUUCAGAGAAAGGGCACGUUAGAAGCGGGGCGGACCUGCGGCUAAGGCGGGGCGGGGUUUGUGAGGCCUCAAUCUGGUAAGGGCUUGGGGCUCGGAGGCUGGGCUAGAAGCCUAGGAGAAGUCCAUGUCCCGAAAAGGGACGGUGUUGGGGCGCGGGGAGGAGGCCAGGAGGAGGAGGGCGGGGCUAAGCGCCGGGCGGGUUAGCGUGUAAGAGGUGUGGGCAUCACCCGGCGCCUGGCCGGAGUUGACAGCUGCUUUUGCAGACCUGGGGCGGGGUCAGAGCUGAGUUGGGGUGGGGUCAGGACGCUA
Suricata suricatta (meerkat) is the source of this 2745-nucleotide messenger RNA. RefSeq names its product coiled-coil domain containing 9 (gene CCDC9). The transcript is spliced from 15 exons. NCBI's taxonomy places the organism in Eukaryota, Metazoa, Chordata, Mammalia, Carnivora, Herpestidae. Bases 176 to 1915 code for a protein of 579 amino acids. The record is from RefSeq and is a predicted model, not a curated record.